GGUUCUAGCCCAGAGAGGUAGGUAGAGAGGUAGAUAUUGAAUUGAAACUUAAGGAAGUCGUUUUCCUCUGCUUUUUUUUUCGUUUGGUGGGUUUCCUUUCUUCAUGAAGAGGUAGAAUUGCUCUCUUCAAUCUCUUAGCCUCUCUAUCAAUCUUCUCGUUUUGAGAAGCUACAUUCAAAGUGCUUUUGCGCUGUGUAUCUUUCAUUCUUGAGAUCUCUCUAUUGUCUUUCAAUUGGUGUCUGCUUCAUUCAUCUUACUUACAAUCCUCGAAAAUGCCAAAUCCUCCUUCAAACCCAGGAGGUGGUUCUUCCAUCUUUCCUCUCCUAACCAAGAAACAUGAGAUCGUCAUGUUUUCCAGCACGGCAAUUGCACUCUAUGGCUAUGAUCAAGGAAUGAUGUCUCUAAUAAACACCAACAGCAGCUAUUUGAAAACUAUGCGAAUUGGCGAAGAAUCUCCUAUAGUAGGUAUAAUCGUCUCAGUCUACUACCUAGGAUGUGCAAUUGGAGCAGUUCUCGCCUCCUGGCUCGCCGAUAAAGAGGGAAGAAAACCAUCGAUAUUUGCCUGUUUGGCAACAACAUCGUUUGGGAACUUACUCAUGUUCAUUUCCGGUCUUUCGUUUCACGGAUCUUCCUCUUGGAAAGGUGCAUCGUUGGGAUGUAUGAUUGCUGGGAGAGUCAUCAUGGGAUUGGGGGUUGGAGGGAUAGAUGCCACGAUUCCGGUCUAUAGUAGUGAACUUUCGUCGGAUGGAGCGAGAGGUAGAGCAUUAGCUCAGGAGUUCCAGAUGAAUAUCUUUGGUUUGUUGAUGGCGUAUUCGAUUAAUUUGGGUGUCACUAUUGGUCUGGGGAAAGAGAGUCAAUGGGCUUGGAGAACUCCGAUUAUUGUUAUGCAGAUUUUCCCAAUUCUGCUGAUGUCCUUUAUUGCUCAACUUCCGGAAACUCCAAGAUGGUUCAUGAGUGUACAACGAGAAGACGAUGCGAAGAAAGCUCUUGAAAAGGUUUACGGCAAAGAAGCGGCCAAGUCGAAAUUCGAAACUCUGAAAGAAUCCACUGCUCAAGAAGAUGAUUCGAAAGUACAGUAUAGAGAUAUGUUUACUCCAGGACAUGCACAAUUUCAUCCAACCAUGAUAACGAUAAUGGGUCAAAUAAAUCAAGCUCUCACAGGUUAUGGCGCAGUAUCCGUCUACGGUCCCCAAAUCUUCUCUCUCCUCGGUUUCACCACCCGUAAAUCUGAAUAUCUCACCCUCGGAAACUACAUAUUCUAUUUCCUCAUGAUGACGCUCGCCUGGCUCACCAUCGAUAUCUACGGCCGCCGCACUCUCAUGAUCUACGGCAGCAUCGGACUCACCCUCUCCUUCCUCCUGCUAACCCUCUUCGGAGCCCUCGCCACCCUCCCCAACAUCCCUUUCCUCAUACCCGAAAUCCUCGGCUCCACAACCCUCUUCGCCGCAACCGCCAUCUUCGGCAUCGGCUGGCUCGCAACCGUCUGGUUGAUUCCCACCGAAAUCUAUCCCUCCUCGGCGCGCGCCCAAGGAUCCGCCAUCUCGGUUAUCGUGUGGGGAUUGGCGAAUUUUGCGGUGACGCUGUUGACGCCGAUUGGAUUCAAUGGGUUGAAGUAUUGGCUGUUUUUGGUGUUUGCCGGGACCAAUAUGUUUGCGGGGUGGUGGACGUGGAGGUUUUCGUUGGAGAGCGGAGGGAGGAGCUUCGAGGAGAAUAUGGAGUUUUUUGAGUGUGCUGAGAGGGAUGGGAGCUGGGUUGUGGGGAGGGUGGAUGGGGGGAGGUUUAGGAGAAUGCCGGGUCGUGAGAAGGGGAAGGGAAGUGAGGAGAGAGGGGAGAGAGAACCGUUGUUGAGGAGGGGAUAGGUAGAUGGGAUUUAGAUGUUCGGAGGUAUAUGGAAAUUGAGAUGUAGAUGUAGAUGUAAAUAAUGAGUUUGUGUGGAACGAAUGAUGUUUAAAUUUUUACAAUUCCGACAAUUGCGAAUUUACCA
This is a messenger RNA of Botrytis cinerea B05.10, 1984 nucleotides long. RefSeq lists its product as hypothetical. The record is from RefSeq and is a predicted model, not a curated record. Bases 273 to 1859 code for a protein of 528 amino acids. Gene Ontology annotation, cellular component: membrane. Gene Ontology annotation, molecular function: carbohydrate:proton symporter activity. Gene Ontology annotation, biological process: transmembrane transport; carbohydrate transport. NCBI's taxonomy places the organism in Eukaryota, Fungi, Ascomycota, Leotiomycetes, Helotiales, Sclerotiniaceae. The transcript is spliced from 4 exons.